AAUGUUGCAAAGAGCUGUAUUAAUGUUUUGUCCAUUAUGUGAAUUGGAAUUUGAACCAAAAUUAACUAAAACAAAUAUUUGUCCAAAUUGUUUGAUUGCAUAAAUGAAUAUCACUUAAGGUACUUUAAAAAAUUGAAUUAGAUAUUGAUAAUGAUAAAGAAAUACUGUUUUGCCGAUAUUGUAGAAGAUAUCAAAGACCUCCUUGGGUUCUUUGUGAAAGAGAUUCGAAAGAAUUAUUGGCUAUAUGCUUAAAAAAAGUAAUAGGGUAAAAUAUUCCUAAUUAUUAUAUUAGAUUAUCAGAAAAGACUAUUAUAGAUACAAAAUUUAUUUUUACAGAGGCAAGCACCAAAUAAAUCAAAUUAUAGAUCACUGUAUAAAAAGAAGCAAUGAAUGGCACUUGCAUUCAAGAUUCAAAAAUUUUAAAUUUUGAAGAAGUUUAUCAUUAAUGUGAAGAUUGCAAGAGAGAAUUCACACCUCAUAUUUGGGGAGCUUGUAUUCAAUUAAGAUAAAGAGUAAAUCAUAAGAAGUCAUUUUAUUAUUUAGAACAACUAAUUUUGUAACAUCAUAUGAAUUAGUAAAUGCUAAAAGUUGAAUCAGCAGAUGAUGGAAUGAAUUUUUACUAUAAAUAAAAAAAUCAAGCAUUACAUAUGUUAGAAUUUAUCAGAUCAUAUCUUCCAAUAUAAGUAAAGGAAUCAAAAGAAGUUUUUUCGUUUAUUAAAUAUACAUUUGUGGUGGAUGUACAAAGAAUAUGUAAAGAUGAUUUAGUGAUUUUGCCACAUAAACUUUGUCAUUAAUUAGGAGGAAUUAAUAGAGUUUAGAUAUGUUAUAGAGUAGCUAGUUCAAUAUAAUUAAUUGAUCCAAUUAAAUUAAAGGUUUGUGAAAUUUCAGCUGAAUAAUAUUUCAAGCAUGAUUUAGAUAUUAGAACAAUGCCCUUGAGAGAAAAUUGUGAUGAAUUUACAGUUUUAGAUGUGGAAAAAAUUAAACCUUAAAAAAAUGAUUAAAAUAAUCCAUUUUAAAACAGUCUCUGUUCUGUUGAACUCAUGAAAGAUAAUGAUUCUGAUUAUAAACAAUACUAAGUUAAAUCACAUUUAGGUAAUUUUUUAUAAGCAGGUAUGACUGUUUAAGGAUUUGAUUUAAAUAAGUAUAAUAAUGAAUUAGAUGAAAUUUAUGAUAAACCAGAAUUAAUAAUUAUUAGAAGAAAACCAGAGAAAAACAAAAAAAGAAAGACUCAAUUAAAAAGAUUAGAUAUAGAAGAAAAUUAGGAGAAAAGAAAUAAGAAAAAGGAAGGAUUGGAAGAAUAAUAAAUAGAGGAAUUCUUGGAAGAUAUUGAAUAAGAUUAACAUCUCUAAGAGACCUUGAAUUUAUAAUAAGUAUAAAGUUAAUAGUGAG
Paramecium pentaurelia is the source of this 1389-nucleotide messenger RNA. The record is from the annotation of a GenBank genome assembly. Lineage: Eukaryota; Ciliophora; Oligohymenophorea; Peniculida; Parameciidae.